UGCAGGUCAUUGUUCAGUAAUGCAUGCCGUUCAAUGAUAUCUAAAAAACAAUAAUUUGUUAUAAAUCGAGGUUAUCGUGAAACGGUGUUUUUUGUGGUGGCAGAAAUUAUCCAUCCAAGAUAUGGAAAAUUGUGCUAUAAAUUUGGGGAAGAACAGAAGGAGCUUGGAAGGCGUUUACGCGGCAACAUGCAACAGAGGUCCAGAAAUCGUGCCCAGAGAUGGUUGGGGUGCUCGCCCUCCAACCAAAGUAGAACCCAUGCAAAAUCCAGUUCCUUUCGUUGUGAUACACCAUAGUUACAUACCGGCCGCAUGUUACAAUGAAGAAGAUUGCAUAACGGCCAUGAAAUGGAUGCAGGAUUAUCAUCAACUUAAUCAUUCUUGGAACGAUAUCGGCUACAGUUUCGUCUCAGGUGGUGACAAUAGGAUUUAUACAGGACGAGGGUGGUCGUCUGUAGGGGCCCACGCCCCUGGCUACAAUAAUAAGAGCAUAGGGAUUUGUUUGAUUGGAGACUGGAGAGCGCAAGUACCACCAGAGAGCCAACUGACAACCGUUAAACAGCUGAUUCAAAAAGGGAUUAAGGAGGGUUUCAUUCAAGAAGACUACAAGCUCGUUGGACACAGACAAGUGAAAAGUACAGAAUGUCCAGGAGAUGCGCUCUUCGCAGAGAUCCAGACGUGGCCCCACUGGGUUGAAGACCCCAACGAUGAUCCCGUAUUACUUAAGACCUCUCAAAUAAUAAAAGAAGGGUUGAAGCCUGAUCCUAGAGAAAAUCCAAGUGAAACAAAUAAACUUCAAAGAAGGCACUUACUUCAAAGUUAGCAUGAUAAUCUAUAUUAUAGUAAUUAAUUAUACUUAUGAAACUUG
Anthonomus grandis grandis is the source of this 865-nucleotide messenger RNA. Its product is annotated as peptidoglycan-recognition protein LB-like. Gene Ontology annotation, molecular function: N-acetylmuramoyl-L-alanine amidase activity; zinc ion binding. The transcript has 5 exons. The record is from RefSeq and is a predicted model, not a curated record. Gene Ontology annotation, biological process: peptidoglycan catabolic process. The coding region runs from base 122 to 820 and encodes 232 amino acids. NCBI's taxonomy places the organism in Eukaryota, Metazoa, Arthropoda, Insecta, Coleoptera, Curculionidae.